AUGCGCUUGCCAUUGACCGAUCCUCUACUACUCGUUGAUCCCCGAUUCAACCAACUCUCACCCUCUUAUUCCACUCACGAGCUUGCCCUGCGCACCCGACCGACCCACAUAAUCAACGACAACCUCGAGCCCCUCUACUUGCACCAGAGUCGAACCGUCAACAUUCCCUCUCCUCGCCGCAAUCCCGAGUCCUCCCUCCACCACCGAUCGCACUCGUCUCGGUCUAAAGCUGAGCUGCAAGAUAAACCAGACACAUUGCCGUCCUCAGCAGAGAAGGAGAAAGACGAAAGCUACCGGCGACUGUCGCACUCCUCUGCCACAGGAUCUGACGACUUCUCCCUCUUCAGUGACACUGGAGAUCUUGCAGAACAACUCACCAACGACGAGGACCCUUACCGCAUUGAGCUUGACCCAUUGACCAGAGAAGGUCAAAGGCGUAAAGUCUCCGGUCACGGUGGAGGGCGGAAGAAGAGAGUCGGUUUCAAAGAGCAACACCACUUGGAGAAGGGAUCUGGCCCAUUUCACAUAGAUAAAGAGUCUAUCUUCAUCCCUGAUCCUCCACCGCAUUACAUCCCAAAAGCCGAGCGACUCCUGGCUCUCAUCAUGGCGCCUAACGAUCCAGAGUCCGCCCGGUCCAAGGGUCUUGUUGGGAAGCCUUUAUUAUACUUUACGAGUGUGUUCGUAUCUUUGGGAGUGUUCCUGUUCGGCUAUGACCAAGGUGUUAUGUCUGGCAUCAUUACUGGCCCGUUCUUCAGAGACUAUUUCCACCAGCCUAGCCCGGCCGAGAUCGGUACUAUGGUCGCCAUCCUCGAAAUCGGUGCCCUUAUCGCAUCGUUGUGCGUUGGCCGAAUAGGCGAUAUAAUCGGACGCCGCCGAACCAUCCUUUACGGCUCCAUGGUCUUCUUUGUCGGCGGCAUGUUACAGACCUUCGCAAAUGGAAUGCCAAUGAUGAUGAUUGGGAGAUUCAUCGCCGGCUUAGGAGUUGGUGCCCUCUCGACCAUUGUACCAGUCUAUCAAUCCGAAAUCAGUCCACCUCACAAUAGAGGCAAGCUGGCAUGUAUAGAAUUCACGGGAAAUAUCGUAGGUUACGCAGCAAGUGUCUGGGUAGACUACUUUUGUAGUUAUAUCGAGAGCGACUAUUCUUGGCGAACGCCACUCCUGAUGCAAUGCGGUAUGGGAGCGCUCCUGGGAUUUGGCAGUCUGAUCAUUUGCGAAUCCCCCAGAUGGUUGCUAGACAACGACCAUGAUGAAGAGGGCAUUAUUGUUAUCGCCAAGUUCUAUGGCAAGGGCGACAUCCACAGCCCAAAGGCCCGCCAAGAGUAUCGAGAGAUCAAGAUGAACGUUCUCAUAGAGCGACAAGAAGGGGAGCGUUCCUAUGCAGACAUGUUCAAACGGUACAGGAAGCGUGUCUUCAUUGCCAUGUCGGCCCAGGCGUUCGCACAGCUCAACGGAAUCAACGUCAUCUCCUACUACGCACCUUUGGUCUUUGAGUCAGCUGGUUGGGUUGGACGAGAUGCCAUUCUCAUGACUGGAAUCAAUGCUAUCUCAUACCUGGCGUCGACCAUUCCACCUUGGUAUCUCGUGGACAAGUGGGGAAGGCGACCAAUUCUCCUCUCUGGAGCUGUUGCCAUGAUCAUAUCGUUGUCCUUGAUCUCCUACUUCAUCUUCAUUGAUGUGAGUUGGACGCCAGCGCUGGUGGUUGUCUUCGUCAUGAUCUACAACGCUUCAUUUGGCGCCAGUUGGGGCCCAAUUCCAUGGCUCUACCCUCCAGAGAUCCUGCCUCUGAGCAUCCGAGCAAAGGGCGCCAGUCUGAGCACGGCCAGCAACUGGGCAUUCAACUUCGUGGUUGGAGAACUUACCCCUGUUCUUCAGGGCGCGAUCAAGUGGCGGCUGUAUCUUGUGCACGCCUUCUUCUGUGCUGUCAGUUUCGUUCUCGUAUACUUCGUAUAUCCUGAGACGGCCAAUGUUCGUCUCGAGGACAUGAAUGCACUAUUUGGAGAUGCUACAACCGCGAUGCCAACACCAGCAACUCAAGCAGAACGCGGUUCACUCAUGGGAGUUGGAUCACCAUCAUCACUCGAUAUCAGAGGAGGGACACAGCAGCCAGGCAUGUUUUCGGCCGACAAUGCAAUCCCUGGUCUUGACAUCGACCCUCCCCAUAUCGACCUCGACUCCAAUGGCCAGCCUCGAAGGGGAAGAAGUGAGUCCAAUGCCGAAGGUCUCGGGGGCUGGAUUGGCCGCAUGGUUUCCAGAUCGCGGCAAGAAAGUAACGCCUCGCGAGGUCAAUACGGCAAGAUUGGACAGGAUGAAGAAAAUUAGAGUACAGGAUCCCCCGUACUAUUUACUACUGCCACGGCACACUCACUGACACAAUAUAGACAUAGAGAGAGAGAGAGCCUGCACUCGUCUGGACUUGCUUUCAGGCAGCUGCUUGAGUGCAUCAGGGACAAGAGAGGUUUAAUGCCCUUGAGAUGGACUAUAUAUCUAGGGAAAAGGUGAAGUUAUGGAAUUUAUGUUUGAUCGUUAUCAUGUUUUACCAAUCUCAAGGUCGUAGGGAAUGACCUGCAGACUGCGCAGUUGGUUACGAGUAGAUGAGCCUUAAACCGGGAUCAUGACUAAGACUGGAGGGAAUAUACCGCGAAUCCACACAUCUGGAUCUGCCGCUCUGGGUUCUCUGGGUUGAACCCUCUUCCAAACUUAGACACCAAUUGAUCC
Messenger RNA from Exophiala viscosa, 2715 nucleotides. RefSeq names its product MFS transporter. The record is from RefSeq and is a predicted model, not a curated record. Gene Ontology annotation, cellular component: membrane. Gene Ontology annotation, molecular function: carbohydrate:proton symporter activity. Bases 1 to 2319 code for a protein of 772 amino acids. NCBI's taxonomy places the organism in Eukaryota, Fungi, Ascomycota, Eurotiomycetes, Chaetothyriales, Herpotrichiellaceae. Gene Ontology annotation, biological process: carbohydrate transport; transmembrane transport. The transcript is spliced from 7 exons.